UGAAUAAUGAUGAGUCACUACCACUGGUAGUGGCCUGCCGCAAACUUAUCUUCCAUCGACUGCAUGGGAGGCUCUUUUACGUGCUGUACGUGAUCGUUCUUUAUUUGGCGUACACAGAAUUUACAACACAAAUUUUCGGCUCGACUGACACUGAGUGAGUGACAGCAUAUCUUUCUGAAAAGAAAAUGGCGAUGUUAGGUGACCUGUACGUCAAUGCGACCACCGUGUUGGUUGCAUUGACAACUCUGGCUGCCUUUGCUUUGUACAAGAGCUCGAAGCGACCGGCUAACUUUCCUCCAGGACCGUUUGCUCUGCCUCUGCUUGGGAAUGUUACAACAUUUCUGUCCAAAACGACUUUGGAGGCCAUGGGCGAUCUGCAUAAGCAGUACGGAGAUGUCUUCUCACUGAAGGUUGGUAGCUUGAACAUGAUCGUACUGAACAGUAUUGAGAUCGUCCGAGAAGCACUAGUGAAGAAGGCUGUCGAGUUCGCGGGACGACCGAUGUCAUACUCGGUUGAGAUUUUCUCCGAAGGAUACAAAGAUAUUGUGUUUUCAAACUACGGUCCACAGUGGCGCUACCAGCGCAAGCUUGGCCACACAGCCAUCCGCCAUUUUGUGCAGAAGGACCAAUUGGAGAAGCUUGUCUUCAGCGUCACUCCUAAAAUUGCAGCAGUUCUGGAUGAAAUUGGGGACAAGCCGUUUGCACCCAAGUACACCAUCGGUCAGAUUGUGUACAAUAUCUUGGCUGCCUUAUGCUUCGGCAAACAGUACGAGUUCAACCAGCCUGAACUGUUGGAGUGGAUUCAGUUGAAUGUCGAUGUACAGAACGCCUUCGGCAAUGGUCUGAUAGGUGACUACUUCCCAGCCUUGACUUUCAUUCAAACUCCAAAUGAAAAGAGAGUUCGGAAACUCCUCGCGGACAUGCUUGGGGUGUUCCACAAGGAGUUGAAGGCACACAAGGAGAAGUUUGAUCCAGAAAACGUGCGUGACUUCUUUGACUCGUUGCUGUUGACCCAGAAGCAGGCAAUAGAAGCUGGGGAGGAGGAAGCCGAACACAUCACCGAUACUCACAUUUGUCAGACAGUCUUCGACAUUUUCGGAGCUGGAACUGAGACUACCAUUGUCACCCUUCACUGGGCGGUGGGUCUCUUGGCCGAGAAUCCGGACAUCCAGGAGAAGGUUGCCAAGGAGAUUGAUGACGUCCUGGGUCACGAUACGCUCCCCUCGUUGGACGACCGCGGCUCGAUGCCUUACACCGAGGCCACCGUUCUGGAGAUAUUCCGCCAGGGUUCGGUGGCGCCUUUGGGAGUUCCCCAUUCAACCAUGUCGGACACUACGUUGGCUGGAUACAACAUCCCCAAAGAUACCACAGUGAUGAUCAAUCAUCUUGCUAUUCACAACGACCCAACACAGUGGUCUGAGCCGGAGAAGUUUAAACCAGAGCGUUUCUUGGACGACAACGGUCAACUGCUCAAAAAGCUCCCAGAGAGCUUUCUCCCAUUCAGCACCGGACGUCGCGUCUGCCUCGGCGAAGACUUUGCCAAGAAAGAAGUCUUCUUGCUCUUCACUUGGCUGUUUGGCCGGUACGCCUUCUACAAGGUACCGGGCAAGGAGUCGGAGUCUCUCUUGACUAUCAACAAGGUGGCGGCCUUGACUCACCAGCCUGUUGAUGAGAUGGAAGUAUGCGUCAAGAAGCGAUAUUAAUCACCCUCAUCGAAGGGUAUAUACUUGGAAGUUUCCUCAAGUUGUUUCUGAUACCUAUAUCGCCAAAUUAAAGUCGAUAGAAAUAAUAGAAUUUAUUGAUGCAUGUCGCCAACAGUUGCUUCCUCUAAGGUUGGGAAACCUAAGAUUGUCCUCACACAGCUCGGAACAU
Molecule: messenger RNA, 1872 nt
Organism: Patiria miniata (bat star)
Lineage: Eukaryota; Metazoa; Echinodermata; Asteroidea; Valvatida; Asterinidae
Product: cytochrome P450 2U1-like
Exons: 8
Coding region: 186-1703 (505 amino acids)
Biological process (GO): progesterone metabolic process; hormone biosynthetic process
Molecular function (GO): iron ion binding; steroid 17-alpha-monooxygenase activity; heme binding
Source: RefSeq, a predicted model, not a curated record